UUCAAAAUAAACGGGUCAUUCGCGAAAAGGGCACGCUCUCGCCAAAUCGUAUCGGGUUUUUCGUGUUAAUCGGGGCACUUCCGGCCAGCUCCGUCCGGAAGCCAGCGUAGGCGCAAAUCGUACGGUAUUUAACUUUUCAGCUUUCUUCCGCGGAGCGAUCGCCGCUUGACAGGGGGAGGAGGAGAAAGGUGAAAACUAGCACAAAGGCCAUCGGACGACUUUGACAGACAGCUGGUGCGCGCUGGUUUUGGAAAUCGGGUCAUCGCGCGCGGAAAGGAAACCAAAACAAACAUGACUAACCAGUACGUGAGCCCGCUGUCGGUCGCGGUGAUUUGCUCGUCAAACAUGAACCGAAGCAUGGAAGCGCACGGAUUUCUGGCGAAGAAGCGCUUCAAGGUGCGCUCGUUCGGCACCGGAGACAAGGUCAAGCUGCCCGGAACGGCCGCCGACAAGCCCAACGUGUACGAGUUCGGCACGAGCUACGAUGACAUCUUCAGCGAUCUGGCCAACAAGGACAAAAAUUACUACACACAAAACGGACUGCUUCACAUGCUGGAUCGCAACCGGCGCAUCAAAACGUGUCCGGAGAAGUUCCAACUGUGUACGGAGCGAUUUGAUGUACUUGUGACGUGCGAGGAGCGAGUUUAUGAUCAAGUCAUCGAGUUCAUGGAGUCGAAAACGCCGACGUACAAUCUGCCGGUGCACGUGAUCAACAUCGACAUCCAGGAUAACCACGAGGAGGCCACCGUCGGGGCGUUCGCGAUUUGUGAUUUGAUAACGAUGAUGGCCCAAAGUGACGACCUGGACAACGACAUCGACGAGCUGCUGCACGACUUCGAGAGCAAGUGCCAACGGAGCGUGCUUCACUGCGUGCUGUUUUACUAGCCGUUGCUUACGGUUGUGUUGGAUUGGUUUCUGUGUGAUGGUGCACGUUCCUUCGUGAAACUAAACAAAAACAAAUGGUAGAGUUUAAAGCAAAAAUAUGAAAAUAAUUCUGCAAACUAUGGUCCCUUCUCUUCCCGAUUCCCUCGAGCCUCUUCCUCUGAAGGUUAGAAUAGACCGCAAAGAUCAGACACACACAUUCAGCACACAGCACACUUUCAAGUUUUUGAGACGGACAGCAAACGUAGCGCGAAUCAUGAAACAAUAAACUAACAAGCAUAUUUUUACCAAACUUUUAACUAACGCAAAUAAAUUUAUACUAGGCAGAGAUUCAAAUCAUUUCGUUUUAGGAACCAACUAAAUAAGUCAAACACGCUGAUCAGUAAGGGAAAGUUCUUUUUUCACAAAACAAUAAAAAAACAGCAACACACACACACACUCACUGGCAGGUGAUUCGAUAUUACUGUGUAAGAAACUAUUAUAUGAUGCAUAUAUAUAUAUAUUUAAUAUAUAGAAAGAGGUGUAAUUCUUUUGUACAACAAUAAAGUUACAAAACAGUUAC
Messenger RNA from Culex quinquefasciatus (southern house mosquito), 1444 nucleotides. It is a transcript of the gene Ssu72, whose product is annotated as RNA polymerase II subunit A C-terminal domain phosphatase SSU72. Bases 292 to 885 code for a protein of 197 amino acids. Lineage: Eukaryota; Metazoa; Arthropoda; Insecta; Diptera; Culicidae. Gene Ontology annotation, cellular component: nucleus; mRNA cleavage and polyadenylation specificity factor complex. Gene Ontology annotation, molecular function: RNA polymerase II CTD heptapeptide repeat phosphatase activity. The transcript has 5 exons. Gene Ontology annotation, biological process: termination of RNA polymerase II transcription. The record is from RefSeq and is a predicted model, not a curated record.